Striga asiatica is the source of this 1020-nucleotide messenger RNA. The record is from the annotation of a GenBank genome assembly. NCBI's taxonomy places the organism in Eukaryota, Viridiplantae, Streptophyta, Magnoliopsida, Lamiales, Orobanchaceae.
AUGCAGUGGUCUUAUGACACAAGAUGCAAUAGUGUGCCAACUAUUCUGUUAAUGAUGCAGGAGAGAUUAUAUGCAUUGGGUGGUCUAAAGGCUGAAGGGAUUUUCCGGAUAAAUCCAGAAAAUGGAAAAGAGGAGUAUGUAAAGGCCCAGCUCAGGCGAGGCAUUGUGCCCCAAAACAUUGACGUUCACUGCUUGGCUGGCUUGAUCAAAGCCUGGUUUCGUGAGCUGCCGAGUGGCGUUCUUGAUGGGCUUUCGCCUGAACAAGUGUUGCAAUGCAAUAAGGAAGAGGAGUUUGUCGGGCUCAUCAAGCAGCUAAAGCCAACCGAGAGUUGCCUGCUCGAAUGGGCUAUUGAUCUCAUGGCUGAUGUUGCCGAGCAAGAGGAGUCCAACAAAAUGAAUGCGAGAAAUAUUGCUAUGGUUUUUGCGCCCAACAUGACUAAGAUGUCAGAUCCGCUUACCGCUCUCAUGCACGCUGUUCAAGUAAUGAACUUACUGAAGACCCUAAUCUUGAAAAAGCUUCGCGAACGUAAGGAGGCAGCAGCCACCACAAAAUCCAAACCACUAUCAUCCUCUCAUUCCACUGCUCGACAACUGAUGGAUUCAAAUUCAAGCUGUGAGUCAACCGGUGGUCAAGCUUCGGAAAACGAUGACGAGGAUGAAGUCGAAGUCGAGUCACUCACGAGUGAAAUCGAAGACCGUUUCGUUAGACCGUCUGACGAGAACGAAAACCCCAGAAAAGACGACUUCCGAAAACAACUGGAGAGAAUAUUGUGCAACAGAGAAAACGCAAGCCCAAUAAGAAAUCAGAAUAGGCCGGGUUUUUAUGCAGAUUCUUGUGUCUCGUUUUCAGAAAGUAGGGUCGGGAGCUCGUGCAUUAGCACUAGCGAUGAUGACGAGGCAAGGUUGAGCUCGAUUGCUUUUAGGUCUAGAGAUGGAUGCAAAAAGAGAAGUCGACAUGGAAGUAGGGAUAAUCAGUAUCUAUUGACAAACAAUGUGUUUAGUCAGUAUUCGCCGAUUUAG